AUGUGUUCUCGAAUAUUCCACAGAUAUUUUGCGACGAAAAAAUCGACUGGAAAAUAUUUGACACGUCAGGCGAAUGAUGAAUUUUCAGUGAAAGCCAGAGAGCAUAAUUAUCGAGCAAGGAGUGCGUUUAAAUUGCUGGAAAUUGAUGAGAAAUUCAAAUUUUUGAGGAAAGGUGAGUGAUUUUUUGCUUUUUCUCUAAGAAAUCCACGUGUCAAGCUAAUCUCAAGUGUUUCAGACAGCACAAUAAUCGAUAUUGGUUGCGCACCUGGUUCCUGGCUUCAAGUUUGCACUCAAAAAUCCACCAAUGGCUAUAUUCUUGGUGUCGAUCUUCAAAAUGUCCUUCCAAUUCCUGGAGCUGAAAUCCUCUCUCUUUCCGAUGUUACAAAUCUCGAAGUUCAACGGCGAAUUCGAGAAAAAUUACAAAAUCGGAAAGUGGAUGUUGUUUUGAGUGACAUGGCUCCAAAUCCAACUGGCGAUAAUGCAACUGAUCAUUUGAGACUUAUUGAAUUGUGUCGAACUGUUUUUCGACUUUUUAGUGGGAAUGAAAAGGAGAAAGAAAUGGAGGGUGGAAAUGCAUUUGAGAUUAGCAAAAAUGGCGUAUUUUUAUGCAAGGUUGGUGGAUUUUCAUGAGAAAAUGGAGGAUUUGGAUUCUCCAGACGCUUCUGGUCAUUUAAACACCCCACAAGAUUGAGGAUACUGUAGAACCUGCUGUGAGGUCCUACCACGAAAAAUCUGAUGAGGUUCAAAAUUCUCAAAAUCCCAUUCUGACCUUGAAUGUUUGGGUUAUUCUGGUCAUUUAGACAUCCCCAAAAGCAUGAGAUACUGUAGAAUUUUGAAAUUAAGGAAUUUCGAAAAAAAAUCGCUCGCUAUAUACAGUAACCUCAUCGUAUUUCAUUUCAAAAUGACAGUAAUUUAAAGGCCCACCUUCUCUAAAUAAUCGAUUAUUUUUUAGAUUUGGGAUGGAAGUUCACGUGCCAAAUUCCUCUCCGAACUCUCUUCUCAUUUUUCAACAAUUCGAACUGUCAAACCAAUUGCAUGCAGGGAUAAUAGUGCUGAAUUGUAUAUUUAUUGCAAAAAAUAAAGUUGGAAUUGUAAUCUUCCUUUUCCACGUGCUUUAAAGGUCUUGAACCGAACUACAGUAUAUUUUUCUUUUAAAUUUGAACCAAUAUUUUUGAGUUGUUUGUUUUUUGCAGAUUUUUUGAUAUGCCUUGGCGAACAGCUGUAAAAGUUGCAUUGGCGGCUGGUGAAGCUGUGGCAAAAGCAUUGACACGGGCUGUCAAAGAUGAAAUUCGACGUGAGUUGAUUUUUUGACGCAUUUCGAAUAUAAAUAUGUUGGGAUUUUUAAGAUAAUAAUAGGAUUUUCAAAAUAAUUGGACUACAGUAUCCCUAGGAUACUGUAGUUUCUGAAGUAGCCUAGAAUUUCAUUUUUUGCAGAAACUCAACAAGCCGCAGCUCGUCACGCUGCCUCAACCGGUCAAUCUGCAAGCGAAACGAAAGAAAAUGCGAAUGCCAACGCAAAACUCGGAAUUUCACUUGAGGUACUGUAGCUUUUCAGAUUACAGUACCUAGAAUCAUUCUGUUUUUGCAGGAAAGUCUACAAAUUUUGAACGUAAAAGCGCCGUUGAAUCGCGAAGAGAUCAAUAAAAAAUAUGAGCAUAUGUUUGAGAUAAAUGAUAAGACAAAAGGUGGAUCGUUUUAUUUGCAAUCAAAGGUUUGUGAAGAAAAAUGGGGUGGGGAGGGGAUUACGGUCAUUUUGAUACCAAAUAUGACUAGAGUACUGUAAUUGAGUCUGAGUUAUUCAGAAAAUUCUGUAAAUUUUGAGGCUACACAAGACAAUGUACUGUAAAGUUGGGUCUAGCCACGAAAAUUAUGGUAUCUACAGUAACCCUGGCUUGUGAGGUGUCAAGAAUGCAGAUUUCAACGGAGACCUGAUUACUGUAGAUAUUCCCGCGAGAACCUAACUCCUACAAUAUCCCUAGGCAGAAAAUUCUAGAAAUUUUGACACCCAACAUGGGAUACUGUAGAUUUUUAAUAUUGCUCGUGACGAGACCCAAACGCUGCGGUAUCGAAAUACUGUGAAUUUCGGCGCCACGAGUUUCCGAAUUCAAAUUUAUUUUUCUUUCAGAUUUACCGCGCCAAAGAACGAAUAGACGAAGAAUUAUCGCGACUGGAACAAAAAUCUGAAACAUCUGAUGAAAAACAGGCUGAAAAUCAGAAAUAA
Caenorhabditis angaria is the source of this 2221-nucleotide messenger RNA. The record is from the annotation of a GenBank genome assembly. Lineage: Eukaryota; Metazoa; Nematoda; Chromadorea; Rhabditida; Rhabditidae.